AGCUCGCCCAGUCAUGGAUCGCAACUUAAGGCGUGGGUAUGCUCCCCAUGAUCUUGAGUUCGAGUCCCGGAUUGUGUUAACUCUGUACACACUAGAGGAUUAGUCUCGCUUUGACAAGGACACCUCCUGCUUUGAUAACAUGGUUAACUGGAAAAGCCUCCAAUACCUUCUUCUGCAGCAUCCUCAAAAUAUGGGCAAAUUCCACUCCAUUGGACAGCUACCUAAUAGUAAAACCAAAACUUACAUAUGCACUGAUAAUGAUGACGUUCCGCGAAAUCCUAUUAAUAUAUUCAACCUGAAAGACAUUCAAUCUAAUUCAGAAUUCGAAAGCAAAAUUGUGGCCAAAUGCCUUGUUGCAGAUUUCCACAAAGGAGUACUUAGCUGCAGAAGUGUUCACCGGCAUUUUCACUGCCAAGUAUGUAUGUAGACUGAUUCAUAUGGACAUAUUACCACGUUUGAGAAAUCGGAAUAUAAUGAUAUUUUGUUGUGGCAAAAUGAAUAAAAACACAUGUUAUAACUGUAUCAAUAAUUCGAUCCCAGAGGGGAAACAAAUCCAUUCUCAAACCACUGCGCGGGCAUUUGUAGUUUCCACAAUUUCUCUUCAACAAAAUACACUUAUCAACAUGUAUGAUAAAUGCGGAAAUUGCAUGGAUGCUCGCAAAGUGUUUGACAAAAUGACUGAACCAAACGUGUUCUCAUGGAAUAUGAUACUCGCAGCUUACCGAAGACACCGGCUACCUCAAGAGGUAUUGACACUUUUCCGUCAAAUGCAACAAACAGAUGUCCAAUCUGAUCAGUUUACCUUUUCAAGUAUCCUGCCCGUAUGUGCCAGUACGGGAACUAUAGAAUAUGGCAUGGAGAUCCAUAAAAGAAUAAUAGAAAAUGGGUUUUUAUCAGAUAUUGUAGUUGUGAAUGCCUUGAUAGACAUGUAUGCAAAAUGUGGAAGCAUACGAAAGGCACGCAAGUCGUUUGACAAAAUGCCUCAACAAAAUGUGAUAUCAUGGAAUGCAAUCAUUGCUGGAUAUGCACAGCAUGGACUUGUUGAAGAAGCUUUAGAGACUUUUAAGCAAAUGCAAUUAGCAGGUGUAAAGCCAGAUUCGGCAACCUUUGCCAGCAUUCUCACAGUGUGUGCCAAAAUGGGGGCUUUGGAACAUGGUAUGGAGAUCCAUCUUAGAGUAGUGGAAAGUAGAUUUCUGUCAGAUACUAUAGUUGCUAAUACCCUGAUAGCAAUGUAUGCAAAAUGUGGAAGCAUACAAAAAGCCAACGGAUUGUUUAACAAAAUGCCUCAACGAAAUGUGGUUUCAUGGAAUGCAAUAAUUGCCGGAUAUGCACAAAACUGGCUUACUGAAAAUGCCUUGGAGAUUUUCAAACAAAUGUAUUUGACAGGUGUAAAGCCAAACUCGGCAACUUUUGCCAGUAUCCUUACAGUUUGUGCCAAAAUGGGAGCUUUGGAACAUGGUAUGGAAAUUCAUGAAAAAACAAUGGAAAGUGGAUUUUUUUCAGAUGUUGUAGUUGUGAAUACCCUGAUAGCCAUGUACGCAAAAUGUGGAAGCAUACAGAAGGCAUACAAAUUGUUUGAAAAAAUGCCUGAACCGGAUGUGGUAUCCUGGUCUGCUAUUAUUGCUGCAUAUGCACAAAGUGGGCUUGUCGAAAAAGGCUUGGAGACUUUUAAGAAAAUGCAUUUAGCCGGUGUCAAUCCAAACUCAGCAAGCUUUGCUAGCAUCCUCCUAGCAUGUGCCAAAAUGGAAGCUUUGGAACAAGGGAUGGAGAUCCAUCAAAAAGUUAUCGAAAGUGGAUAUUUGUUAGAUGUUGUAGUUGUGACUGCCUUGAUAGACACGUACACUAAAUGUAGAAGAAUACAUAAGGCACUUCGAUUGUUUGGCAAAAUGCCUCAACGAAAUGUGGUCUCCUGGAAUGCACUGAUUGGGGGAUAUGCCCAAAAUGGGCUUGUUGAAAAUGUCUUCAAUAUUUAUAAGCAAAUGCAUUUGGCAGGUGUAAAUUCAGACUCUUCAACCUUUGCCACUGUCCUCCCAGUUUGUGCCAAAUUUGGAGCUUUCGAACAGGGUAAGCAGAUCCAUCUAAAAAUUGUUGAAAGUGGAUUUUUGUCAAAAGUUAUAGUUGCAAAUGCCUUGAUAGACAUGUAUGCAAAAUGUGGCAGCCUACAGAAAGCACGGAAAUUGUUUGAUCAAAUGCAUUAUCCUGAUGUAGUCUCAUGGACUGCGAUUAUCGCAGGAUAUGCAAUGCAUGGCUAUAGAAACGAUGUUCUCAAACUCUUUGAACAAAUGAAACACUCUGGAACCAAUCCUGACCAUGUAAGCAUUGUUUGUGUUUUGUUUGCAUGUAGCCAUGCAGGCUUAGUUGACGAGGGCUGUAGAUACUUCAAUCACAUGAAUGAUUCUUAUUGCAUUAUGCCUACAGUGGAUCAUUAUGUAUGCAUGGUUGACCUUCUUGGCCGUGCGGGCUAUCUUGAAGAUGCCCUGAACUUUAUCAUCAAAAUGCCGAUAAAACCUAAUGUGGUUUGGAUGUGUUUGCUUGCCGGUUGCAGAUCACAUAAGCAUAUAGGACUAGGAGAAUACACAGCAGCUUUCCUUUAUGAGUUGUAUCCUAAAAUUGCAGCACCUUAUGUUCUUCUGUCAAACAUCUAUGCAGAAUUGGGCAGGUGGGGUGAUGUUCAAAAGCUAAGGACAAUGAUGAAAGAUAGACAAAUUAAAAAGACACCUGGAUGUAGUUGGAUUGAAGUCCAUAAAAUGGUACAUGCUUUUUGUGUAGGAGACAGAUCCCACCCACAAAUAUAGGAGAGCUAUGCAAAGUUAGAGAAGUUGAGUUGGGAGAUGAAUGCCAUAGGGUAUAUUCCAGAUACAAAGCUGUAUAGAAUCAUGUCGAGAAGUGGAAGGAAUUGAUCCAUUGCCACGAUAGUCAGGAGUUGGCAAUUGCAUUUGCAUUGUUUAAUACAUCCCCUUGAACAACUAUUGCAGUAUGCAAGAACCUUCAAGUAGGUGCUGAUAACCACACUACGACAAAGUUUAGCUCCAAGUGGACAAUGCUCUUCUGACAAAAAUGUGUUACAAGGCGUACAAUCUCAGAUUUGCAGGGGAAGCCUGUACAGCAUUGGAGUAAAAAGCUGGAGGAAGAGGCAGGAGAAUGAGAUGUGAAAGGAUUGGAAUCUUUCAAGGAAUGCAAAGCCUCUCAGCCAGUAAGAAACAUUAGUGAAUGGCUUACAAUGAAAUCGGUGACGAGAAUGUUUCUUGACAUUUUACUCCUAUUUUUGUCACUUGUAUGGUCUUUUUGUGCGGAUUAGCUCUAUUAUUCAUUUGCCUAUGCUCUGCCAUCCAUUCGAGCUAAGUUAUAUGUACCAAGUUAUAUAUGCAAGUUUAUAAUUACCCACGUGGAUUUCUGUUUCCAAUAUGGUUGGAGAUUUCCAGUGAGGCUUCACAAACCAAUUGUUUACUUGGAUUGUUAGUCUGUUUAUUACAAUCACAAUCUCUUUCGUCA
Molecule: messenger RNA, 3492 nt
Organism: Cryptomeria japonica (Japanese cedar)
Lineage: Eukaryota; Viridiplantae; Streptophyta; Pinopsida; Cupressales; Cupressaceae
Product: pentatricopeptide repeat-containing protein At4g13650
Exons: 2
Coding region: 438-2795 (785 amino acids)
Biological process (GO): RNA modification
Molecular function (GO): RNA binding; protein binding
Source: RefSeq, a predicted model, not a curated record